AUGACUUCUCAAGAGACAAAGCCUGUCGUUGUGAUUAUACCAGGAGCUUGGCAUGUGCCAGCACACUACGCACAUCUCGCGCUGAAGCUCAACUCGGCCGGCUAUACUGUAGACUGUAUCGAAUCGUCUUGCACCAGCGACGAAAAGGACUUGCCCGAGAACACAUGGACCGAAGACAUCUCGAUCAUCCGCAAUGCCAUCACUUUGCACACCGAGGCUGGCAGAGAUGUUGCAGUUGUGAUGCACUCGUUCGGCGGCAUGGCGGGAUCGGAAGCAACAUGUGGCCUGGGCAAGAAAGAAAACGAGACAUCCGGCAGAGUUGUUAAGCUUAUCUACAUGACUUCGUUCAUGCUCAAAGAAGGCCAAACACGUGCAGACUUUCCAGAUUGGCCUGAUAUCGCCCGUGUCGACGAUGAGCAGAACCCCAAGUCUCUCGUGCCUCUGGAGCCAAUGCACUUCUUCUACUCCGAUGUGCCAGAACAGAUGGCGCAGCGCGCAAUUGACAAUCUGGGAGGGUUCCCACUUUCUCAUGUGAUGAACUCUCCUUCGAAAGUUGCAUGGCGCGAGAUUCCAACUGCAUACAUCGUCUGCGAAGACGAUAGAGCAUUGACCAAAGAUGGCCAAGAGCAGAUGAUCAAUGCUGUCAGGGCCGAGGGUGUGGAAGUGGAAACUGCGUACUUGAAAUCUGCUCAUAGUCCUUUCCUGAGCAUGCCCGCCGACACAGCAAAGGCGAUUCGUGGAUUUUUGGAGAAGGCUUGA
Molecule: messenger RNA, 759 nt
Organism: Aureobasidium namibiae CBS 147.97
Lineage: Eukaryota; Fungi; Ascomycota; Dothideomycetes; Dothideales; Saccotheciaceae
Product: alpha/beta-hydrolase
Exons: 2
Coding region: 1-759 (252 amino acids)
Source: RefSeq, a predicted model, not a curated record